CAGUUUAGUUACUAGGCGAUUUCCUUACUGACAGGUCUUCUCAUACUUCUAUAAUUUUAACUCUCUUAACUCAAUGUGAAAGAUAUUAGGUGGAGAUGACUGACAGUGAUAUUUAUUCCAUGUUAGAGUUGCCUAACACAGCACAAGCCGAGAAUGACUACAGAUCACAGCAAAAAGCUUCUUCCAGGCCUUCUCUUGCUUGCCUUGUGGCAAUAGCUCUGGGGCUUCUGAAUGCAAUUCUUAUGAGUUUACUGCUAUACCAAUGGAUUCAGUGCCAGGGGUCCAACUGCUUUACUUGUGCCAGCUGUCCUAGCUGCCCAGAUCUCUGGAUGAGACAUGGUAACCAUUGUUAUUAUUUUUCAAUGAAGAAAAUGGACUGGAAUUCUAGUCUGCACUUCUGUUUAGCUGAAGACUCAGAUCUCCUGAUGAUAACGGACAACAAGGAAAUGAGCUUGCUUAAAGAUUUCAUCCGUGAGAAUUUUCACUGGAUUGGUCUGAGGAAUAAUUCUGGCUGGAGGUGGGAAGAUGGAUCAGCUUUAAACUUGUCAAGGAUUAUUUCUAAUAGCUGGAUACAGACGUGUGGUGCCAUCAAUGAAGAUGGUCUUCAAGCUUCCAGCUGUGAAGUUCCUUUGCAGUACAUCUGUAAGAAGUUUUUCGGCGGACACACAUCUUUGUUUGUAUGUGGUGCUGAGGAUCGAACCUGGGCUGCACGCAUGCCAGGCGAGCAUGCUACCGCUUGAGCCACAUCCCCAGCCUGGUU
This is a messenger RNA of Marmota monax (woodchuck), 760 nucleotides long. It is a transcript of the gene Klrg1, whose product is annotated as killer cell lectin like receptor G1. Bases 96 to 740 code for a protein of 214 amino acids. Lineage: Eukaryota; Metazoa; Chordata; Mammalia; Rodentia; Sciuridae. The transcript is spliced from 6 exons. The record is from RefSeq and is a predicted model, not a curated record.